AUGGCACGUCGCGGUUUAUCGUUGCAAGAAAUGUUUGAUUUCAUUCAAGAACUCGAUGAAGCAGAAGAUCAAAAUCAACUGUGUGAUAUUCCAACCACUAUUUAUAUCGAGCCUCCUGUGGAUGGCAACGAAUCUGGCGAAGAUGACGCUGAAGAUGAUUGUGCGGGCAUUCCAGAUAAUGUUUGCUCGGCUCAGCUAAGAGGUGGCUGCGAAGUUGUUAUGGCUAGUGGGCGACGUAUGCAAGGUUUCGAUGAAGAGGAGGAUAUGGGAGGCAUGUUUAGACACGAUACCAUAGCGGUAAAGUGGCAGGACGUCAAAGAGGUAAUGCUGCUCAGUGACUGCCACACAUCUGAGAUGUGCACUGUUAGACGCAAAAUGAAAGAUGGAACUGAGGCAGAGUUUCCAUGCCCUGACAUUGUAAAGACGUACCGCGCAAUAAUGGGCGGUGUGGACUUGGCAGAUCAAAUGUCGGGAUUGUAUGAUAUAAGCAGAAAAUCAAAUAAAUGGUGGAAAAAAGUAUUUUAUCGUGGCAUGAUGAUGGCUGCUGUAAACACUUGGGUUAUAUAUUCGGAGCUGAAUAGGAAGAAACCUGACUUCUUACCAGUGCUGGUCGAGACUGCUGAGUCGCUAAUUGAAAAAGGAAAUGAAUCUACCGCAUAUAAACGAUCCCGUCGGUCUGGAAGAUAA
Molecule: messenger RNA, 687 nt
Organism: Anastrepha obliqua
Lineage: Eukaryota; Metazoa; Arthropoda; Insecta; Diptera; Tephritidae
Exons: 3
Coding region: 1-687 (228 amino acids)
Source: RefSeq, a predicted model, not a curated record